AUUCUAUGACAGUUGACGGUACACAGUGGUGAGCAGUUUGGGGCAGAAAAGGGGCCACAGGGAAAGAAGGAAGCCCACUCCAUGCUCGGAAUAGACAACUCUUCUCUGAGGCGGAGGCUAAGCAGAUUAUGCAGAAAUUUCUUCUUUCCGUCCUUGCCUGGAGCUGGGGUAGUUGUUAAGCACUUGGGUUUCUAAGGAUCCCUUGAAAAGCCACACAAAAUACAUGGCCUUUGAAUGGAUUGCAGCGGUUACCUUUGCUGCUGGGACAGCGGCACUCGGUUAUCUUGCUUACAGAAGAUUUUAUGUGAAAGAUCAUCGCAACAAAGCCAUGGUAAACCUUCACAUACAGAAGGACAACCCUAAGGUAGUACAUGCUUUUGACAUGGAAGAUUUGGGAGAUAAAGCCGUGUAUUGUCGUUGCUGGAGGUCCAAAAAGUUCCCGUUCUGUGAUGGAUCCCACACAAAACACAACGAGGAGACUGGAGACAACGUGGGACCCCUGAUUGUCAAGAAGAAGGAAACUUAGAGGGACAGUUCACAUGCUGCAAACCAGCUUGUCAUGAUGUUAACCAACUUGUCAUGAUGUUACCUGGUUGUUUAAUUAGAGUGACUACCACUUCUGUCUAAUUCAGCUCCUUUGGGUUCUAGAUGUGGUAUAUUGCAAAUUGCAGCUUUCACAUUUCAUGGCAUUUGCCUUAAUUGCUGAAACAUCGUGGUGCACAUUUGUGUAAACAACAGCAGCAACAAAAAAAAAAAAAAAAAAAAGAAAAUGUAAAA
Molecule: messenger RNA, 777 nt
Organism: Ochotona princeps (American pika)
Lineage: Eukaryota; Metazoa; Chordata; Mammalia; Lagomorpha; Ochotonidae
Gene: CISD1
Product: CDGSH iron sulfur domain 1
Exons: 4
Coding region: 224-526 (100 amino acids)
Biological process (GO): regulation of autophagy
Cellular component (GO): mitochondrial outer membrane; intracellular membrane-bounded organelle
Molecular function (GO): 2 iron, 2 sulfur cluster binding
Source: RefSeq, a predicted model, not a curated record